GAUAGAGAGGGGGGCGUUUCUCUCUCUCCCCCUCCCUCCCUCCUCCAGAGUUCGACGCUUGUUGGGGUUGCCGUGACGUUUCCGAACGGUGUCCUCGCGCAUCAAUGCGCGUGCCCGGAGGCGCCCGAGAGCUGCCGUUCCAGCGCUCGCUUUUGCUUUGGGACAGCUAUGAGAAGACAGUAUAAUGGAAGACUUCAAAUGUAUUGGAGAUGAGACAUUUCCAAGUGUUUUGCACAACUCUGUAACUGGCUGCACCAGUGACAUUUUUGACAAUAUCACAAUUUCAUCAAAUCUUGGUAUACCAGUUGCUGCUUCAACUGAAGCCAGACGGAAAACUGGCUCUCAUGGCGGACAAUAUGAUGAAGUGUCUUACAUGGACAGUAGAUUCCCUGCUCCAUUAGCAUCUUCCUGUAGUGGUGAAUCUGAUUCUGAUCCAAGAAAGAAUCUUAUACUUAACUUUCAGGAUACUGUGGAAUGCUGUAAUAAAUCUGCAGACAAUCAGUUGGAGUCAAGCCAGAAAGAAUCUAAUGUUUUGCAGCAAAAACACCAGCAUAUUUCUAAUGAAUGCUCUGGUAACCAGUGGCAUUCUUUGCAUGAGGGGCUUUCACUUCAACACUUGGAAGAUUUGACAGCUAGAAUAUUUGCUUCAUUUGAAAAAGACAAAGAAGACUACAAGGCUGUUUCAUUAGAACAUGGUCAGAAGAGGAUAACAAAUGAAAUAGAUGGCAACACUAUGAUCGGCUUUUCCAGAUUUAUAGAAAAUGAACAACCACUGAGCUUUGCAAGCUUAGAAGGACAUUCUACAGAAUAUGAAAUUGGAGAUGAAGAGUUCUGUGAUGGCCAACUGGAGACUUAUUUUGAGCAGCUGGUACUACCAGAAAUGCAGGUGGAAGAUGUUCAAGAACAUGAAUUUGGAGAACAUGUUAAAGCCAUGGAACUGCCUUCAAAUAGGAAAUCCGAAAAGUUCCAGAUACCUAACGUUUGCCAGGCAGCAAGAACUGAUUCUCCUGUUGCUAGCGACGAAGAACUGUAUGAUUUUAAGGAAGCUGGGCACAACGAAAAAGACGAGCAAUUUAUGCUGCCCAUGACAGUAAGGCAAGAGGUGGAAUGCAGUAAACCUAGUCUAAACUCCGGACACAAUGAUAGUUCUGAAAAGUUUCCUGCUGAAAUGGUAGUUUACACAUCUGAAGUAUGCAGUAGGACAACAGAUUAUCAACAUGCUUGUUCAGAUGCCCUAGGUUGUCAUGACUGUAGUAAGGAAGAUGGAAUAUCUGUAAAGACGAAUACAUUUAGCAGCAGCAGAAAUGAUGCCACAAACGUAACCAACUGUGAACUAAAGCUAGAUUCUCUCUACUUUAAAUGCAUUGCUGACAGUAAUGCUGCUUCUGAGAUUUGGCACACAGAACAGCAAACCCAAUUUCCUGAUGUGUCACAGCUUGCUAAUGAAAAUUAUGUUCCUCUGGCUGAUGCAUACCUGUCUCCAAGUGCUUACAAAGGUUCAGAGCAAUAUGAAUGUACAGCAAAAGAGAACCCACCACAUGAUGUUGUGUAUCAAAAUGAAGACGGUAGAUGGGUGACAGAUCUUGCUUACUACACGUCAUUCAAUAAAGAACAAGUAUCCAAUUUCUCAAACUUAAGUGGAGACUUCAUAGCUGGAUCUGAAGCAGUUGCUGUGAUUGCCCAAGAUCAAGAAGAAUUUGAAAGGGAACACAGAUUUAUGCAGGAAGAGAAAAUGGAACUGCAAAAUACCUCUGGAUUAGAGGACUCUUUAUGGAAAUGUGUUAAUAACGGCAACCCACUAAGAGGUUCACAGACCGACUUUAGCAAAGAUGCUAGCUACCUACGGCUCUCUCUAGGAGAGUUCUUUGGUCAGAGAUCUGAGGCUCUUGGUUGCCUCGGAGGAGGAGGUGAUGUGAAACGGCCAUCUUUUGGUUAUCACAUUACUUCACCGGAAAAGAGACAACCUCUUCCUUUGUGGAGGCAAUCUGAUGUAUCUAGAACAAACUCUGAUGAGCAGAAUUCUCAGACAUCUACUCUUCAAGGGGAUGUAGAGGAAAGCAUUAAGGAAGACUCCCACAUUGCAUCUGCUACAUUUACCCUUUGUGAAGUGAGUGCAAAAGACAGAGAGAGUGGAAGGGAGAAAUGUGAAGACAGAAAAGUUGAAUGUAAGCAACAUGAGCCAUCUAUAUUAAGUAUAAGCACAAUUGCAUAUGCUAUUGCAAAUGCUUCUGUUAGUACUGAUCCAUCACAACUCGCUGCUUUGAUGACGAAAGCCUCAAAUAAAAAUAGAGAAAUAACUAGCAUCCCUGGAGGUGUCAAACCCACAGACUUUUCUGCCGCAGGUCAGUCAUAUGUCAACAAUGUAGAAAAUAGCACGUUUGACAUAGAGAAAUAUCUCAGAAAAACUGAUGAAGCUGAGAAUGGCUGUGAACCCGAAAGCAUAGUUAAAGAUGAAGCAACUGCCAGGGACUUGCAUACAGUUUUGUACAAACAGGAAUCUGAAAUGCUUUCUCCAAGAGACUUGUCCAAAAGUAAUUUGUCUAUCAGGCAUGGAGAAGAGAAGCUUAAUCUAAGCACAAUACAUGAGGAAAACAGUUACAGAGACUCAUCUGGUAAAACAAGUUUUGAGAAAAAUGAAAUGGAAUGUUUAAAAGCAGCAUCUAACAUAGGUGAAGACUUUCUUCCAAAAAACCUGACUUCUGCUGUACCAGAUUCAGAAACUACCACCGUGUCUUUGGAGGAUAGUGGAAAAGCACUUCCCACUUACUCUGAAUCAGGAAGAACCAGCAAGAACCCUCUGCCCCUCAGUUUAAAAUCUGAUCCAAUAUUGCUUUCCCCUCUUCCUGUACACCCUAAUAAGGAAAAAACUAUAUCCAAUAUUAAAUACCAAGAGAAACAGGAUAAGAAGAUAAUGGAAGAGAAUGCUGCAUGCAACAAUGAAAAACACAUAGUUUUUGAAAAUAUAUCUGCUGAUAACCAGAAAGUUGUUGGUAAUGCUGUUGCAGUAACAGAACAGACACCUGCAACUCCUAUGCCUUGUAUACAGAUGUCAGAUGAUGAACAAUACAGUUUCAGACCUUCAACGUCUCCACUUAUUCAUUCAUCUCCAAAUGAAGCUUCUGGAACUGCUCUUUUAGGAGCUGAUGCUGACUGUCCUGAUACAACAUCAAAUUCUAAGGAAUCAUCUUGUAGUGAUAGCUUACCUCAGGUGCUGUGUACUGAUCAUAGCUUGGGACGAUUGACCUUUGUUUCUGCUACUGAAAAAACCCUUCAGAAUCUAACUCUGUCUAGUCCAGAGAGAUGUCAGAAUAAUCGUGCUAGUGGCUGGGGCACAACAAUAGUUUGGACCAGCCCAACUUCAGCAUUGGAAGAAGAAACUAAAAAAAACAUUGAUUUGCAAAAUAACAAACAUCCAUCACUAAGCAGUGCAAGCACUAGUGCAAGAAACCAUAAUAAGAAGCUAGAAAUAAACAAAUCAGCAGAUGCUUCCAGUCUACCAGAGCACAAGAAAUCAACUGGACAGCAGCCAUCAAAGAGCAAAAAUCAAUCUGCACAGAAAUGUUCAAAUAGUAAUAAUGAACCGGAAAAUGUUGAAGUACCAGUAACAGAGCAUGGGUGUACAGCCACAGCACAUGGACCAGGCUUAUACUCUCAAAAAGAUGUGCAUGCCCAUGACGGUUUAGGUGACUGUAUUUCAUUAAGUCAAAAUAGAGCAAACUUUAAAUCACAUGUUCCUGUUUCAGAAAUUCCAGCCAUAUCUUCUCAACUUCCAACGCUGCUAACAGGGUGUUCUCUUAGAUCAACACCAUUUGCCCAACAAUAUCUGAGAAGCUUGCCAUCUCAAACAAAUAUGGCUUUGCCUCAGUAUCAAGCUGGAUGUCCUCCAGUUUUUGGUGUUCCACAAGGACUGAUUUAUUCUACCAUCCCUGUGGGUCAUGUUCCAAGCUCACUGACUGCUGGAAUGACACCAGGUUCAGAAGUUGGAUCUGGAAUGUUGGGUGCAGCUCCCCAGUGCAACUUCAUUUCCAGCCAGAAUGUCUUUAGUAGCACUCCACAUACAGUGCAAGUAGCUGACGCUGGUGGACCUAGACAGCUGGAGGAAUCUGUGCCAUUUGGACUUGAACGUGUAAAAGUCCCAGAAGAAGUAACAUUCCCUAAUGCUUGUUGUGUGGGGCUGACAUCACACACAGUCCUUAGUGUUCUUAACCCAUCUGAACGGUGGCUACAGGUCAGCAUCGGCCUCCUUAGUAUUAUGCUUGAUGGCGAAAAGAUGGACCCUCUGAAGCACAGGUGUUUCCUGUUUAAAAACAAAACUGUCAUAGGACCUCGUACUACAGAAGAUCUAAAAAUGCUGUUUCUACCCUGUCAAGCAGGAGUCUUUCAGUGUGUACUUAGUAUUGCCUCUUGGCCAUUUACUGCAGAUGCGGAUACAAUAGUCCAGGCACAGGCCUUAGCAGCUAGAGUGAUUGUGAAUGCAGUUGCUGAGAUUCCCGAUAUUGAGGUGGAAGCAGGAAUGACAAACCAUCUUGACUUUGGUGAUAUGCCAUCUGGCAGCUGGAAAGCUCUUCCACUGAAACUAACAAACAAGACAUGUGCUAGAGUGCCAGUCAGACUUGUCAUUUAUGCAAAUGCUGUAGCAUGGCGGUGUUUCACAUUUUCCAAGGAACCAGUUAACGCUUCUGUUAGUUUGCUCCCUACUUGCGACAUUUCCCAGCGAGCAGCUCCGUCAGUGAUAUCCCAUGUAAUGAAUGCAAGAAGUGAUGGGCAAGAUCCUGAUGUUCUAGUAGUUUGGGUUCAGUUCCAUGCACCAAGCAAAUGCAUCACUUCAGAUUCUUUGGGCCCUGCGGAUGAGUAUUUUGCAAGAAUUGAUGUGGAGGUUGAUUGUCCAGAGCCUGCUAAAAUUUUAAGUAUACCUCUGCAUGCAAGAUCUGGAACUCCUAGGAUAUAUGCUCCAAAAGGCCUACAGACCUUAUAUAUGUCUGCGAGGAAGGGAUUAUCAACAAGGCAGCAGUUGCCAUUAAAGAACGCUGGGAAUAUUAAAGUCGACUUGAAAAUCCUGGCACUAGAGCCAGAUAGCGGCAUUUCUGUCAAUCCAGAGGACCUGGUUCUUAUACCUGGGGAAGAACAAGAAGUGACAGUUGUGUUUUCUCCAAAGGACUGUAGAAAUGCUGAAAGUGUUUUAAAAAUCUUGGUACUGCCAUCUGGGCCAGAAUAUAAAGUGACUGUAAAAGGCGAAGUGACUGUGGUGGAGAGCAAACCUUUGGUACAGAAAUACCCCAGUUCAGAAGUUCCCCCCAUCCUAGCUAACAAGCAGUUUCUGACAUGGGGAGGUAUACAGCUUGGCAGAACAGUCCUGCAGAAACUAAUCCUGAGAAAUAACUCCCCAUCUAUUACGCAGCAGUUAAGAUUGCUGAUAAGGGGUCAAGAUCAGGACUGUUUUCAAUUGAAACUUGGAGAACAUGUGUACAAUAAUUGUGAAAUCAAGAUCCGUCCAAAACAUGAUUAUACUGUCUGUCUGAUGUUUACACCAACUCGAUUAACUUGUAUGUAUGCAAAACUUGAAAUGAAACAGCUUGGUCUUCUAUCUCAACUAGGAAUCAAGUUCACUAUACCAUUGUAUGGAUAUGGAGGAAAUAGCAACCUGAGAUUUGAAGAUGUUAAAAAACACUAUAAUAGAUACAUAGUGGGGCUGAAUGAUAUUGCGGGGCUGAAUGGUAAAACAAGACAGGCUUCUUUUUCUGUACGAAAUAUAGGGAGUCGGGCUGCGUAUGUGAAAGCACUGUGCUUUAAGAACUCGAGUGAAAUAGUUGUUAUGGAUCCAAAUGUGAUGAGAGUUUCUCCAGAAAAGUUUGUUCUUCAGGAAAGUUCACAGCAGAAAGUUACAGUAACAUUUAAUUCAACUGAAGAUCAAAGUAAUUCAUCAGUGUUGUCUACAAUUUGUUUUGUCUAUGGAGAUGAAAUUUUGAGACAGCAGUAUCGCAGAGCUGUACAGCAAAAUCCAGAGCAAGUGCAAAAAAUGCUUCCUGCUAAUAAUCCUGUGAUAAAUGUAAAGUUUGAUGAAGAAUUCCCCGGGGAAGAGCUGGUGACUGAAGUAUAUGAUCUUCCGCAACAUUCGUUUGAUAUCCAGUACUUUUUCAUGAACAUGCGAAGGAUUAUUGUUUCGGCGGUUAAUUCCUUCUCUAGCUCUGCUUUUGAUAUCAAGCCAUCUUCAGUCCAUCGUGUAGCACUAGAGAGACCUGGUGUUCCUGAGAAAUCCAAUAUGACUUUGGAUGUACUACCUGUUAAAGGACCUCAUGGUUGUGCAUUGUCGUCAAAUGCUAAUAGCCUUGAUGAAAAUAAGCUUGUUUCUAAGGAAAACUGGACUCUUCAGCCUGAAUUUCUAAUUCUCACUGCUCCUUCUCAAAGUGGAGCUGCGAUUACUAAACAUGCACAAAUAAGUAACAACUCAAACAGGUUAUUGACAUUUGAGCUAUCGUGGCCUGCUCACUGUCUGACAGUAACACCUCAGCAUGGAACUAUUGAACCAGGAAGCAACAUUUCAAUUCAUGUGAGUCCAAAUCCAUCACUCGCAGAAAAGAAAUCCAUCUUUCCAUGGAGUGGCCUUAUUUAUGUACAUUGUGAUAAUGGACAAAAACUUGUUCGAGUCCAAAUUCGGGAAAAUAUCUCUGAGAAGCAAUCUGAAACAGUUUCACCAGUUGCCAAAGUAGGUGUUCAUCAUCAACAGCCUGAGCUUCCUAUUAUGCACAUAAGGCCACUUCAAAAGCCAUCUUCAACAAAACUUGAAGUAAAGAAUCGGACUGUCUUUUUUCCUGAAACAAAGACUGGGGAAAGCUCAGAAAAGUACCUAGAGAUUGAAAAUAAUGGCGAUGCAAAUGUGAAAUGGCUAUUGUCAUCUUUUGCACCAUCUUAUAUCAAGGGCUUAGAUGACAGUGGAGAGGUUUACAGGGCCACAUAUACUGCUUUUCGGUGUUCAUUGCUUUCUGGUAUUCUUAAAGCUCAUGGGGAAGAAAAGGUUGUAGUCACAUUUUUACCUAGAGACAGAGGACACUAUUCUCAGUUCUGGGAUCUCGAGUGUCACCCACUUCACGAAUCUCACUUGAAAGAUAAACACAGACUUCAGUUUUGUGGAAUGGGUAUCUUAGGAAAUGAAGAUUUUAAAAAUGAAGAUUCCACACCUGCUUUAGUAAAAGUCAGCGUUCGAGAUGUGACCCUAAGAAGAGAUUACCCUAAUAGCUCUGAACACAAAAUGUGGAAGGGGGUACAUGCCCAGGAAGACAUUUAUCAAUUUCCUCCAACUAGAAUUGGUGAAUCCAGUACACUGAAAAUUACUGUGAGGAAUUAUUCUUCCUUUUCAAACAAGCUGAAAUUCAGAUGUCCCAGAGAGCCUUUUUACAUCAAACAUUCCCAUUAUACUUUGAGAUGUCACCACUACUGCAACUUACCAGUACAGUUCAAGCCAGUAUCAGCAGGCACUUUCAAAGGCUUAUUGAUGGUUGAGACAGACAAAAGUGGCACUCUUACCAUUCAGCUCAUUGGUGUGGGUUUGGCGGAAUAGUAGUUUAAAGAGCUACAGAUUUCAGUGGGCGAUGAAUUCACAACUAAAUUAUUGAAUGACAGGUUCCUUGUUGUUGUUGUACACAGACUAUUUUGUAGGAAAUGGAGGUGCUUGUAAUUUUAAAUAAAGUAAUUUUGUAUGUUAUCAUGCAACUUACACUACUGCACUUUGGCUGUUAAAAGCAGCAUUGUGUCUUAUUUUUGUAUUGAUUAUGACUUUACAAAUGACACUGUGUUUUUAAACAUGUUUUUUUUAAAAAAAAAUAAAGUUAUUCCCUAAAUUCUUGUCCGCUUUACAGCACCUGUCACUAAACUCCCUGUGGCUUACCUGUUUCUAUUCAGCUCUAUAUUCCAGUAGAAAAAGAGGUACAAUUUCCUGCAAAUCCCUUCCUCUAUUACGUAGCUCAAAAGUGAAUUCUGGUGUGCUUUAAUAAAUUUGCACUGGGUUUGUUAUGAUGAAUAUUGUUUAAAGCUGCUUAGAGCUCCAAAACUGCUGAGGUAUAGUUUCUGAUCACUGGUUUUCCUAUUGAGUUCAAGUCACACGUUGUGACUUUAGCCUAAUGGGAAUUGAGCUAAGAAGUACAUCUCAGCAGAGGCUAGAUCAGGGGUUGUCAACCUGGUCCCUACCGCCCAAUAGUGGGUGUUUCAGGAUUCUAGGUGGGCAGUAGGGGGUUCUACAGCACAAGCUGAAUUGUUCUUCCAUCGCGCACUGGUGGGCGGUAAGGAAAUUUUACCAUCAAGAAAGAUGCAUUAGUGGGUGGUAGGUAUAAAAAGGUUGACUACCCCUGGGUUAGAUGGUCAUCUGUCAUGGAUGAUUUAGUUAGGAUUCCUGCAUUGCAGAGGGUUGGACUAGAUUCCCGGGUUCCCUGCCAAGUCUACAAUUCUAUUAUUCUAUGAAUGGUAAGCAACCUCUUGUUAAUUUGGCCAAGAAUUGCAUGCUUGAAACGAACAAUUUUUCAAGAUCCCAUGAAUGCUUUCAGCUACAACACCUCCUUCAGAGCAACAGAAAACAAUCACUUUAUAGCAAGCUAUUUAUAAUAGCUCUCAGGUCCAGGGCCAUAUUCUCGAGCUAGUUUUUGCUAGUAGUGUUUGCAUAGGGGUCAAAAGUGCAGUAAUUUACACUUCUCUGAGCAUUCUAUUCCCACUAUCAGGCAAUACAGCUGAAACUGCUCCAAGCAACUAUGACAAGCAAACUAGGAAAUGAUGGCAGUUUAGUCACUAGCCUUGUUAAGGCAUUCAAAAAAAAUGCAUGAGGACCUAAGCUGGGAAAGAGGAGUUGGGUGCAUGUAUGCUCACAACACUUCCAACUUCUCAUUCACUGAACAAGAAGCUCUGAAGGAGGAAGAGAUCAGAAACCCUGCGUUAUCGAGGAAUGUUGACUGCGAGACUUGUAAGUACGUUCAAUUGUGUGCGUUUGCAAACACACACAGGCACAGCUCCCUUGCAGAGGCUUUUGUUAGUGGGGCCCAUUAGUUGUCUCUGACCCUUACAUGUUGAAGGUAUCUGCUUUUUCUGUUCCUUUCAUCUCUGCUGCCAUUUCGUUCUAAAUAAAUGUUCCUUUAUUCACCCAUUAGCGCAUAGCAGCUGGGUUUAGGCUAUGGGAUGAACAGAUCAGAUAAAGUACUGUAUAGACCACCCUACACCAGAAGACCACCAAGUGGUGUGCGGGAUAAUAAACAACAUAGCAACCACGCAACAAAAUGCUUAAAAGCAAUAACCUCAAAGCAGCUCAUAAUAAAGAAGCAGUAUGGAACUGUUCACGAAUUUACACGUGACAAGGAAAUCGCUGUGCCAAAAGACGGACUUGAUAAGAGAGAAUUAAGUCAGCCAUUGCCAAGUGGUUUUGCUAAACUCCACCUCCAUCCACUCCCAUUUUGUUACUUGUUCCGCUCCUGCACCACUAUUUUGUGGUUGGUGGGGCUUUAGUCAUUUUCAGGCCAUACUAGUGGUUAUGGAGGUAGACCAGGCAUCCCCAAACUUCGGCCCUCCAGAUGUUUUGGACUACAAUUCCCGUCUUCCCCAACCACUGGUCCUGUUAGCUAGGGAUCAUGGGAGUUGUAGGCCAAAACAUCUGGAGGGCCGCAGUUUGGGGAUGCCUGAGGUAGACAGUUGAAGACCCCUCAGCAUAGCUUGCAUAAAAGGCUGGAGCAAUUCUGUGCUUUAUGAAAGCUGUAAGCAGGGUAUACAUGUCUGGGUAGACACUAGCAUGCUGUUGGUAGUAUAGGUACGUAUAGUAAUAUACAGUGGGUUAGAAAUGACUGUCAGAAUCUGCUUUAUUAUAUAAAACACAAAAACCAUAGACGUGCCACAUAGCUUAUUGUCUGCAGAAUACUUUCAUAGUAUUUGGAAUAUGUUUUGCUAUUAAUGUAUAUAUGUAACACUUUUAGGGACCCAAGUUGUUUUACCAGUGCUGUUUGUGUUCCAGAGAUUCACAGCUAAAACAGUGGUCAGAAUACUGAGCUCUUUUUGCUUUUCAUCUGGAUGGGAGCCUGUUUUAAUUACUGUUGCGGAUGGAACUGGAUGGCUAUUAGUGGCUUUUUUUCAGGUCACACACCUGUGCUGUUUUCUGAUGUCCCAAUCCAGGGAUGGGCAGAAGAUAAAUCAGGAUCUACUGGUAGAUCUUGGAGUGAUUUUCAGUAGGUCAGUAUAGUUUUGGGUUAUCAAUGGUUUAGCAACAAUGAAAAAGACAUGUCCCCAAGAAAGAAAGAAAGAUUAGGCUGCUGAAACAAAGAAAGCUUGGAGGAAAAUUAGGUGUGUAUUUAUGUAGGCAGUGACUAAAAGAUCCGUUCUGUUCCUGAAAACAAAUUACUGGUGCAAGCAUCAAAGAUGGUUCUUAAUUCUAAAUGUACAGAAGUCCCCAUCCCCACCCCACUGUCACAGUGCCAUCAUUCUGUGUCUGGCUCUGGUUUGUGGGUUGCAAGGUUCAAGUCAAAAACAAAGUAUAAUUAUUAAGCUUGUAGUUGGCCUUCCCCUCAAUCAGUUCUGGAAAGGUCCUUUGCCACCUGUGUAAACCUGAGCGCCAUCUGGCAAAAACUGUAAGGUGGCUGGAAAGCCAAAGAAAGGAGAAAAUUGUCCUUCAGAAUAUGCUUCUGAAUCAAGUCUUCAAACUUUAUUGUGCUCAUUUUUCGAAAAAAAAUCCAAAUUGAAAUGCUAAGGAGCACAGUGUGUCUUCAAUAAACAAUUGGUUCAUUAGGUAAGUAAUUAUAAUAAAAUAGUCUUCUCCAAUGCAGAAAAAACAGCAGGGGGUUAAACUAGUCUCUUUCUUUUCUUACCUUCAUUUCCAAUUUCCACCAGACUAGCGGUAGGUAAUACUCAUCCUGCAUAGAGUUCUGUUUCAUUGUGAGCAUUCUGUCACUAGUCAGAGCUGUCAGGUAUGUCAGUCAUGGGGUAUUGUGGCUGUGUCAGAGACAAAAACAGAGAGAUUAGAUGGCUACAAAGAGCUGUGAAUGAGGGAGUAAAUUGCGUUCAGGAGGGGGGGAAAAGUUAAAGAAACUGUUUUAUCAAAAGGUCUGUUCGGGAGGUUACUGCUAAUAUAUUACAGCUGGAACAAGAUAAUUGUGGAGAUCUUUGGGUGUUCUCUGCAAAAUGCUGCAUACUUGCAAUAAAUAUUCAAAUGCUUAUUUUGUGUUGCGAGUGCCAGAUAAACCCAUUCAAAGUGAAAUACAAUUCUUUUCAGGACAUUUAAAAUCUACUGCCAGGAAAUGUUAGGAACAGUUUUAUAAGCCCACAAGGAAUAUUUGUGCUAAAUGGAGUCGCAAAAAUACGUUUUCACAAAAGUUUCCUUGGAAAAUCCAUUCAAGCCUUAAAUGCCUCUGCAGUGAGAAAUAUCUAGUAGCAAAUUCAGUUGGGUCAGAUUCUCAGCACUGUUUCCUCUGACCAAACAGGAUGCCUUGUGGGGUUAGGAACACUGCAUACACAGAAUGGAAUUAUUAAGGCCUUGUCACUGUGCAGAGCCAAUCAAGUUUUCCUUUGUAGUUUAGCAGCUAAUCACCCGUCACUCCAUUUACCAGAAGGAAAUAUUCCAUUUGCUUGUACUGUAUGCAGUUUGAUAAAGAAUUUAGUUCACUACCUCUGGAUUCCUAGUAUUGGAUGAAGGAACAACCAACGUUUUUUGUUGAAAAUUCCCAUGAACUUAACUGGAAAGGUAUUGCAAUGCAUAAUGCAGAUGAACCCAAACCAUUUUCUUUUGCCAGUACUAAUAUUAAUACCAGUACUAUUCUGGGGAGUUUAGCAGCAGUAGAUACUUUCCGCACUCCCUUCCAGGUAUCCUCUUGUUUUCUUCAAACAUUACUUUCAGUCAUGUCAGAGCAACUUACACAUAAGUGAAUCACACGCAACUGGUGAUUGAAUCUGAAGUCACAUCCUGUACAUUUAAAGCACAGUUAACACACAUUAAAAGCACAUGGCUCCCCCAAAUAAUCUUGGGAACUGUAGUUUACAAUUUCCAGUACCCUUAACAAAAUACAGUUACCAGGAUUCAGGGUGUGUGUAUUUCAAAACGUAUACUGUGAGUGUGACCAUUGUUGGCAUCCACUUGUCUCUAGACAAUGGAGUUUGCCUCUGGGGGUGAAGUCAAACUACUGCGAUAGCAACAUCUAAGUGAGUUCCCUGGGGUGUAAGCCUGGGCUGUGUAUAUGGAGAUUCUGGGCUGCCCAAACAAAAAGUGCCCCCUCUCGGCCUCACUGAUGUGGUCCAAAGGAAAGUUUGGUACCAGCUUAGCUGCAGGAGUUGCCAGAAGGAGGUUUACAAGGUGCCAUCCAACCAUCUUAGGGACUUCUCUCUGGAUUUGUGUAGGUUUACUCCUUAGCCUUUUCUUCUCCCGGUGAUAUUCUGUAAGGCAGUGGAGGUUUGAGAUCAGAGUUUUCCUUCUCCUAGUUGGGCUAUCUUCCCAUGUUGACAGGCCCCACUUGCCCCUCACUUCCCUCUACAGCACAUGCAGAAACUGCCUUCUUGACCAUUUGACCCACUAUUGGUCUCAUCUGAAUCUGCCAGAGCUUUGCAUGCAGGGGAAGUCCCUAACUCACCAAGGAUUUAAGACAUAUCUCACCUGGUUUAGCCUGCUGGUCGAACGUGCAUGGUAUACAUUGCAAACGCUGGUGCAGCUAACAUCCUAUAUGAAUAACAGACCCAUUUGAUCAGAAUUUCCCAUGUGGUUGGGCUCUUCAGGCCUCCCUCCCAACCCAGUAUUGUGGGAUAAGCAUACAGGUAAGUGGCUCACAGGUUGUUGGGAAAAUGCUUAAUGUGCAACUAUGCAUACCAGACAGCUGUAAGAUGGAGCCACACAUAACAACUAACAGAAACUGCUAGUUAUUGUGUAACCUUGAACAAAUCUAUUUGUGCGGGGUAAUAAUGGUGCAGGCUUGGCAACAGACUUAAGUACUGGGAGUUUUUAAAGAUGAGGUGUGGUGCACUCAAUUGUGGGACCAGGAUCGACCCCCCCCCCAAUGAGGCAAGCUAAGGCAACCAGGGCCUGAGAAGUAUGAAACUACCUAUGAAAUUAUGAACCAGAUUACAAGUAAAUAAUACCCUCCACCACCACUCAAGGGCAGCA
Zootoca vivipara (common lizard) is the source of this 13105-nucleotide messenger RNA. It is a transcript of the gene CEP192, whose product is annotated as centrosomal protein 192. Gene Ontology annotation, cellular component: pericentriolar material; centriole; cytoplasm. The record is from RefSeq and is a predicted model, not a curated record. Gene Ontology annotation, biological process: protein localization to centrosome; centrosome cycle; centrosome duplication. NCBI's taxonomy places the organism in Eukaryota, Metazoa, Chordata, Lepidosauria, Squamata, Lacertidae. Gene Ontology annotation, molecular function: protein kinase binding.